CUCUCUCUGCUGGCGAUGGCGCGACUGUUGCUGCUCCGGGUGGUGUCUCUCCUUCUCGGACACCCGGGAAUCGCCCUCCCGCCCCCGGCUCCCGCAGGCUCCUCCUCACACUCCCUGCGCUAUUUCACCACCAUUGUCUCAGAUCCUGGGGAGAAGGUGCCACAGUUCUUUGCUGUGGCCUACGUGGACGACCAGGAGUAUGCGCACUACAAUGCCAGCACAAAGAGACUUCUUCCUACAGCCCCCUGGAUAAGGAAGAUGGAGGAGGAAGACCCUCAGUACUGGGAGGAGCAGAGCCAGUUUGCGUGGAAUGCGGAGCAGGUCUUCCGAGUGGACCUGGUGAAUGUGGCCCGGUACUACAACCAGAGCGGAGGGGCUCACACUCUACAGCGGAUGUACGGCUGUGAGCUGAGGAGAGACGGGAGCAAAGGAGGGUAUUUCCAGUCUGCCUACGACGGGAGGGACUACAUCAGCUUUGACAAGGAGACCCUCACCUACACGGCAGCCGAUGUCCCAGCCCAGAACACCAAGAGGAAGUGGGAGGCUGAACCUGGCAUUGCCCAACGCCAAAAGGCUUACCUGGAGGAGGAGUGCAUUGAGUGGCUGCAGAGACACCUGGAGUACGGGAAGGAGACCCUGCUGAGGACAGAGGAGCCAGAAGUGAAGGUGACACGCAAGGCGGCCCAUGACGGCAUGGAGACCUUGAUCUGCCGGGUGGGGGGCUUCUACCCCAAGGACAUCGACAUCGACUGGACAAAGGAUGGGGAGGUCUGGACGCAGGAUGUCUACCAUGGCCUGGUGUCCCCCAACUCAGAUGGGACUUACUACACCUGGAGGAGCAUCAAGGUGGACCCCAAGGAGAGGGAACGCUACAAAUGCCACGUGGAGCACGAUGGGCUUCCGAAGCCUGUGGACGUGGCCUGGGAGGAGCCUGCCUUCAACUUGGGGCUCAUCAUCGGGUGUGUCGUGGGAAUUAUCUUCCUGAUGGCUGGGAUUGUUUGGAUUGCUGUGUAUUUCAAAAAACAUCACAGUGGAUACAAAGCAGCUGCAGCAAGUGAACAAGGAUCCAACAGCUCUGGGACAGGUUCUGCUGUGCCCAUCUAGCAACUUCAAAGCAGAUUAUCUAGCAGUGUAGAAGGGAAGCCCUAAUUCCCCAUGAGGAACCUGCCUCCUACCUCAUGCUGAAGCAAGACGACAGCUGGGGACGUAACAGCCUUAAAUAGCCUGCAGCUCCUCCCCUGUCAUAUGACUGGGCCAGCAAAGCCAACCAGCCCCAUUCAUGGUCUCAUUCAUGGGGGACUUCAAAUGCUUCCCCCAUAUGCCUUAUGCUUUGCCUGCUGACUACUGCUACAACUUGUUCGCUUCCAUUAUGUUGGCUAUUGUUGCUAUUGCAUUGUAAAUUGGCAGAAAGGUAGGUCAUGAGUAUGAAUAAAUUGUCAAAAUUUG
Messenger RNA from Anolis carolinensis (green anole), 1446 nucleotides. RefSeq names its product H-2 class I histocompatibility antigen, Q9 alpha chain. The record is from RefSeq and is a predicted model, not a curated record. Gene Ontology annotation, biological process: immune response. Gene Ontology annotation, cellular component: external side of plasma membrane. The coding region runs from base 16 to 1104 and encodes 362 amino acids. The transcript is spliced from 9 exons. Lineage: Eukaryota; Metazoa; Chordata; Lepidosauria; Squamata; Anolidae.